CUUCGCAGCUCCGGUCAAGUAAUUGUACCAAACUUUAGUUUCGAUUUUGUGAAGUGUAUUUGAACUUUUUACGUUAUAUCUAAUCAUUAUGAGAGCUUUUCUCUACGUAGUUCUGGUGGUUAUAUCUUGCGACGGCAUCUGUAGCUUGCUAUUGCCGGGCAAAGAACAUGGUCCUUUGAGAAAUUCUGCGGCUCAACUCUCUUGGUUUUCCAGAGUUCGGCGUCUGCCUCGGCCAUCUCAUCGUGUUAUAGACCCUAACGAAGAUUGUUUUCUCGUGACGUCAGAGGAAGGAAAAUUGUAUUUUAAGUCACCAUCGGAUGAACCAAAUGUCUGCGGUAUAUACAUGAUAGCCGAACCUGAUACUAGAAUCCAGGUCACUUUCAACUAUCUAGACGUACCCUGUGACAAUGGAGGCCUGGUCGCGUGGGUGGAUGGAUGGGAACUAAAUGGCCAGGUGUGGCCAGCGGACGCUUGGGAUGACGAUAGAGUUGUGGAAUCAUGUGACACUCGACCCCAGAGAAAACUAAUCUCCCGUCAAAACGCAGCACUCGUACAGUAUCGGGUACCAGCUCAAGGGAAAGGUUUUGCUGUCACCAUACGGCACUUGCGAAACCCUAGACCAUGCAACGUUAUGUUAUUCGGCGCUGAAGGCGUGUAUACGCUACGUAACCAUGGUGAAACAGGGAACUGUUCGAUAAUUGCGGUAUCACCUGCCACAGUAAAGAUAUUGGAUCUUAAUGUGGGCCAAGCACUGAAGAGAGGCAGCCUUCUGGAUAUUGAAACUGGAACUAUACAUCAUUGUACAAAGCGGGGUUUGCCCGAUUACGUGGAAAUCGGUGGAGCUAGCGGUCUGGACCACACCAAAAUGGAGGUGCUCGACAGUGUUUGCGGACUCGACUCUAAUGAAGGUCGUCGUCCUGCAUAUGUGGCUUGUGAAGAUACUGUUGUGAGACUGGUUUCUAAAGGAAAAUUCUACAACUCCGUAACCUUGGCUUUUGCACCCCUUCCUCUUGAAGAAUUAGAACACGCUGACUUAAUUUGUGGAAUGAACGACUUGUAAAUUUAUAAUCGAAACUACUAC
Molecule: messenger RNA, 1081 nt
Organism: Achroia grisella
Lineage: Eukaryota; Metazoa; Arthropoda; Insecta; Lepidoptera; Pyralidae
Product: corticotropin-releasing factor-binding protein
Exons: 7
Coding region: 89-1060 (323 amino acids)
Biological process (GO): hormone-mediated signaling pathway; negative regulation of corticotropin-releasing hormone receptor activity; negative regulation of corticotropin secretion
Molecular function (GO): corticotropin-releasing hormone binding
Source: RefSeq, a predicted model, not a curated record